AUGAAAGGCAAAAUAAUGAAGCAAUUGUAUACGAGGGCUAUUGAAAGAUUGAUCCUGUACGGAUGUCCCAUCUGGUGGCAUCAUACAAAGACGGUUCGAGUUUCGAAUAAACUUCUUCAAAUCCAGAGAAUAGUACUGUUAAGUAUUACAAAAGCGUUCAGUACAUCUCCAACAACAGCACUUCAAGUGCUGGUAGGUGCUCUCCCACUAGACCUCAAAGCGGACCAAGAGGCUAAGACGUUCAUACUAGUGCAUUUCAAAGAAGUUCCUAUCAAUACUGGACCUAUCUCAGGAGCAGAGAUAGAGGAAAAAUUUGAUAUGGGCACAACCCAUCCAGCUGAAGCUCGGAUGAUUAACUGGCAUAAAGAACUACCCACUGGGUCUUGUGUGGAGAUCUUUACAGACGGCUCGAAGACUCAGGAGCGAGUCGGUGCGGCAUUCGUAGUGUACGAUAAUAAAAUAGAAAUAACGACUCAAAGGAUCAGAUUAAAAGACAGUUCCUCAGUAUUCCAAGCGGAAGCAAUAGCCCUCAUAUCGGCAUUCAUAUGGAUAAAUGAUUAUCUAAAGCAUGCACUAAAGGAGCUCAUCACAACAGAAAAGACAUUCAAGACAAUAAACCUGAAUUGGAUCCGUGGACAUAUAGGAAUUGACGGGAAUGAAGCAGCAGACCAAGCUGCGAAAGAGGCUUCAAAUAAGGCAGAAGUGGACUGUCUACUACCAACUCCAAUCUUGGCUGCGAAAGACAGAAUCCUAAAGGAUGCGAUACAAAGCUGGCAAGAGAGAUGGGACAACUCAGAAGCGGGACGACAGACUUAUGAGUACUAUCCAAAAGUCUCCCUGAAAAGAUUAAGGACUGACUUUCCAUUAGUCAUGGCUAUAACCAAUCAUGGGAAAUUCCCUUCCUACUUUAAACGCUUCUUAAGGAGGAAUGUCAGAUGCGGCUGUGGACUUGAAGCAGAAAGAGGAGAUGCAAAACAUCUAAUAUUCCGUUGCCCACUACUUUCAGAAAUCAGAAAGGAGCAUCUUCCAGGAUUUGCAGAAAGACUCCCAUCACAAGAGCUGUUCUACAAUUCAUUAUGCGCCAAACGAAUAAAACUCAUGAUGAAUUAUGUCAUCAAAAACGAGGAUAGAAUAAUUGUGGAUACCUGA
Stegodyphus dumicola is the source of this 1149-nucleotide messenger RNA. RefSeq lists its product as uncharacterized. The record is from RefSeq and is a predicted model, not a curated record. Lineage: Eukaryota; Metazoa; Arthropoda; Arachnida; Araneae; Eresidae.